AUGUUAGCCACACGUCUGUGGUGUAGGGUAGGUAUUAAAUUUUGCACCCGAUAUCAAUCGCGCUCGGCAUCCGGUUCUAUUUCGACGGAAUCAGCCGCUCAAAAUUACUGCGCCAAGCUGGUUCGGCAAUUUGAUAAGGAAAAUUUCCUGUGCACACUUCUGUUGAAAAAUCCUGGCCGGAGAAGUGCGCUUGCCAUUCGAGCUUUCAAUGUAGAAAUCGCGCGCAUAACGGGUUCCGUUUCCGAUGAUAAGAUAGGUCAAAUGAGGCUCAAGUUCUGGGAAGAAACGGUUGACAAAUUGUACCGCGAGGAUCUGAAGCACGUUCCGGAUCAGCCGGUUGUGCAGGAAAUCAAGCAAGCUAUCGACAAACAUCGGCUCACCAAAAGAUACUUUCAAAGGUUGGUAACGGCUCGUUGGAACAGUAAUCUUCGGUUUGUAACUUCCAAACAGCUGGAGGAAUACGUUGAAAACUCGGUAUCGAGUGUGUACUAUCUGCUGCUAGAAGCACACGGAGUAAGGAAUGUUCAUGCCGAUCACGCCGCUUCCCAUCUGGGUAAAGCUCAAGGCAUCGUCAAUCUACUUAGAUCCAUUCCCUAUCAGGAGCGGCGUAAUGUAGUUCCAAUACCACAGGAAGUGCUGAUACAGCACGGUGUUAGUCAGGAGCGGAUUAUACGGAAUAGGAAAGACGAUAAAGGUGUGGAGGAGGUCGUAUUUCAGUUAGCCUCUUCGGCUCAUCAACAUUUGGAAAAGGCGCGCAAUCUUUGGGAAUCUGUACCGAAACAGGCUCGGCCAGUACUGUUACCCGGUGCGGCGACGGGGCGCUUCCUGGAACGACUCCGUCGAGCAAAUUUUCACUUGACCGAUCCAAAUCUGCUUAAGAGCGAUUCGGCGCUUCCACUGGUCAUUUAUUGGAAUCACUUUCGAGGAAAGUUUUAG
Messenger RNA from Uranotaenia lowii, 936 nucleotides. It is a transcript of the gene sicily, whose product is annotated as NADH dehydrogenase (ubiquinone) complex I, assembly factor 6 homolog. Bases 1 to 936 code for a protein of 311 amino acids. Gene Ontology annotation, biological process: biosynthetic process; mitochondrial respiratory chain complex I assembly. Gene Ontology annotation, cellular component: mitochondrion. The record is from RefSeq and is a predicted model, not a curated record. The transcript is spliced from 2 exons. NCBI's taxonomy places the organism in Eukaryota, Metazoa, Arthropoda, Insecta, Diptera, Culicidae.